Gasterosteus aculeatus aculeatus (three-spined stickleback) is the source of this 1925-nucleotide messenger RNA. It is a transcript of the gene mlc1, whose product is annotated as modulator of VRAC current 1. Lineage: Eukaryota; Metazoa; Chordata; Actinopteri; Perciformes; Gasterosteidae. Gene Ontology annotation, biological process: regulation of response to osmotic stress. The record is from RefSeq and is a predicted model, not a curated record. Gene Ontology annotation, cellular component: cytoplasmic vesicle; plasma membrane; endoplasmic reticulum.
GGGAGAGAGAGAGAGAGGAGUUUGGGUGAGAGGGGGAGAGAUGGGGUGCAGAAGAAGGAGCUGCAGACAAAAACAAGCUGUCCUCUAUCUGGUGAGGUAAUCUCGUUUGUUGAAGGAUACCUCAAGCUGGACAAUACUCGAUACAAGAGAUUCAACAACAGAGGCCGUAUUCCUCCCUGGCGUUUCCCCAUUCCCACCAUCAAAGUUCACCCCCAGCUGUGUCAGUGAUGCAGUGCGACGAGCUCUCAGCCAGAGAGGAGUUCACCUACAGCCACAUGCCCACUCUGGAGAGGGGCGGCGGGACGCUGGGGAGACGGGGAGACAGGGGAGGGGAGAGAACGCCGGGGGAGCGCUAUAGGCCCGAGCGGGACAGCUUCACGGUGGACGUGAGGGCCAGUGACCUGCAGCUGGCCCAGCCGGAGCCUCUAAAGCACCCCUGCUUCAGCUACAGGGCCUGGCUCUACAGUGUCCUCAUAGGGGGCAGUCUGCUCAUCACAUCUGGUUUCUCUCUGUACCUGGGAAAUGUGUUUCCUGUUGCCAUGGACUACCUACGCUGUGCUGCAGGCUCUGGUCUCCCUGCUGCGAUUGUCAGUUUUGCCAUCGCCAAGAACAGACAUGUUGCAGUAUCGGAUUUCCAGGUGGUCUAUGUGUCAACAUUUGCAGUGACGACCACAUGCCUGGUUUGGUUCGGAUGUAAACUGGUGGUGAACCCUUCUGCUGUCAAUAUCAACUUCAACCUCAUCCUGAUGCUUUUGCUGGAGGUGUUGAUGGCCAGUACCGUCAUCCUGUCAGCCCGCUCUGCAGAGGACUGCUGCUGCCACAGGAAGCCGGUGACGUACGACAGAUCGGUGGCUGUAGCGCCUGCAGUGUUCCCGACGCGACUCCUAAAAGCCUAUUCUGUAAUAGAAGUAAUCGUGGGCAUUUCUGCUGUAUUUGGAGGAAUUAUUGCUCUCAACAUGGACGCUUUGCUACCCGGCCCCUACUUGUCCGUCACAUUUUUCUGGAUCCUUGUUGCUUGUUUUCCGAGUGCUAUUGCGAGUCAUGUUGUGUCAGAAUACCCCAACAGAUGUCUGGUGGAGGUGUUGAUUGCCAUCAGCAGUGUGACGUCGCCACUGCUCUUUUCGGCCUCCGGCUUCCUUUCUUCCAGUGUCAUCAACUUCAUUGAUAUUUUCUUGCACGACGUGCCCACGGCCAAGCAAUCCUACGACAUCCUGCUGCUGAUUCUGAUGGUGCUGCUGCUGCUGCAGGCGAUACUCACUGCAGCCACUGUGGUGCACUGUGCCUCCUACAAGAGUCAGCUCCGCAUGGGGGCUCCAGAGUACAAUGACCGCAUGCAAAGCCCGGCCCAUUACUACGAGCGAGCAGCCUGCGGGACGCUGCAGGAUUUCGACAAGGACCGAGCCUGGAAGGCAGUUGUGGUGCAAAUGGCCCAGUGAACAGCGCCACAGUACACAGAGAAGUUUGAGUACAAAUGGAACACAGUGGAAGAAAUUCGAGGCAAUAACAAUGUGUCCGGAGAUUUAGAAAGAGAAAUAAGAGAAAAGAAAGAAGGAUUUAAGGAACGGUUUUUAAGAUGAUUAUUAUUUGUAUUAAAAUGGUAAUGCUUUGAACAUUUUACACGUUUUGACAUAGUUUGUUUUUUAUAUGUUUGCCUGCUUACUGUAGUGAGUAUUAUGUGACCUGGACAUUGAAUCGUUUCCUGUAGUUUUCACAUUGACACUCCCUGGCCUUAACAAAUCGUUUUGUGAUGUAUGAAAAUGCCUGGAAUCUCUCUUUACAGUAAAUACAUUCAACAUCAGUUAUUUGGUAUCGAUGGAAGGCUGCUAUUUCAUCGUGAUAUCGGAUGACGUACAAAUGCACAAAUGAUACAGUGAUUUUAUUUCUUCCUGAUUCCCUUUUCAAAUACUGACUUAUCUUUGCUCUCU